GGUACGCUGGUCGGCGGUGUAGCCUUGUAUAGUGACCUGUGACUAAUUCCAACUAUGGACAAUACAAUCAAUUGACUGUAAUGAAAUGUUUUGUUAUUUAUGUAUACUUGGUCAUUGUUAUUCAUUUAUUAUUUUAUGUUUUUUAUUUAUUGCAUACCGGUACCGUAAUCCACAUUGUGGAAUCAUAAAAAAAAAUUCCCGGUGAACCGGUGCCGCUAGUAGCCUAUGAUCUGGUGGAGUUAACGAUACCGGGAUUUGGUAUAAUAAAUAGGCAACUUUUUAUUGUUUUUUAUUCAGUUCAUUACUAACUUUGAUAAAUAGGCCUACCGGUAUCACCAAUAUCAGAAUAUUUUAUUUCCAAAAUACCUGAGGAAAAUUGGAAGAAAUACAAUCAAUAACAAGGCUGCUUCACAAUCUUUUUAUUAAGAAGAUUACUUUAUGACAAAGAUAUGGUAAAACUCACAGAAAAGCUGGUGCUGGCACGAGCAAGAUCUAAAAGCUUAGGUGCUGUAAAGAACCUAAACUGUUGGGGCAGUGCUCUCUCAGAUAUUACAAUUGUUCGAAAAAUGCACAACAUUGAAGUGAUAAACGCCAGUGCAAACAACAUUGAAAGCCUUCAAGCUUUAUCGCAUUGCUGCAAUUUGAAAGAACUCUAUUUAAGGAAAAAUAAUUUAAAAAAUUUGAAUGAAGUUCUCCAUUUGAAAGAGCUAACAGAAUUAAGGAUUCUUUGGCUUUCGGACAACCCAUUUUGUGAUGACAUCAGUAAUACAAAAUACAGACUAACAGUUUUAAAAGUGCUGCCAAUGCUUGCUAAGCUGGACAAUGUAGUUGUCACUGCUGAAGAGGUAGAAAAAGCAAAAAAGGAAGGUGAUGAAUUGACGGAACCAGAAAGCAUCCCAGAAGAAACAAAUGAAUCAAAAGAUAAAGCUAUUCCUGUAAAUUGUUACCUCGUAAAUAAUAUUGACAAUCAAGAAAAUACAGAAUCUGAUAAACAAGAAAAAGAAUCAGAAGAAUCUAGACUUUCACCAUCUGAAAAUCAGUAUUCCGGCUACAACAAAGAAAAUAAUCACUGUCCAGUGGAUGAAACAAAUGAACUGAGAAAACAGUUGGGAUUGAGACCAUUACCACAACAACAAGAGAUUGUUACAAGUAAAUCAACAGCUCGAAAUACACAAAAAGAAACAUUAGGACAGAGUACAGCUAGUAUCAACAUUCUCUCUGCCACAUUGUCAUUGGUAAAAGAACUGGAUGAAGAAAGCUUACGAACAUUGCAAGAUGCCAUCCAAGACAGAUUGCACAGUAUUCACAGAGAAGAAAAUAUGAGUCAUGAGGAAAACCAUGAAGAUAUGACACAAGGGGUGAAUACAUCACAUGAAACCACCAUGCUUGCAGAUUGAAAUGAUCAAUUGUGGACAUGCUCUAUAUUGGAAAAACUGCUCGUUCAGGCAGGCAAGGAGAUCAUGACAACAUCACUGUAGCUUAUAGGUGUAUUCAUAUAUAUUUUUAUAUUGUUCCGUCUGUCUCACUGUGCAAAAAUAUUUGUGUUCCUACGGUAGCUGCUUUCGAAAUGCAGUAGUCACUUAAUAUCUGCUCUGUAAAUAUAAUUGGUGUAGACUGGAACUGUUAUUGAACACAACAUAGCUAUCAUGAUAAAUAAGCAUAUAUAUUUUAAAUUGGGGGAUGUACUGUUGAAUGUUGAAAAUGGAAUGUAAUUUGUGAUUACGAUACUUUUUAGCAUUCUUAUCAAUUGCGCUAUCAUUUCAUCUGCUUGCAGUCUUCUUUUCCAUGAAAAACUGCAAAAGAAUAAACACUUUCAUCAUCACGA
Molecule: messenger RNA, 1825 nt
Organism: Styela clava
Lineage: Eukaryota; Metazoa; Chordata; Ascidiacea; Stolidobranchia; Styelidae
Product: cilia- and flagella-associated protein 410-like
Biological process (GO): mRNA splicing, via spliceosome
Cellular component (GO): U4/U6 x U5 tri-snRNP complex
Molecular function (GO): protein binding
Source: RefSeq, a predicted model, not a curated record